AUGAAAAUAGCAGUGGUAGGAGCAACCGGGAUGGUUGGGACUCAAAUUUUAAGAGUGUUAGCGGAAAAUUCUUUUCCUAUUACCGAAUUGUUAUUAGUUGCUUCAGAAAAAUCCGUAGGGAAGGAGUUAAGCUUUGGAGGAAGUAAACAUGCUAUUAUUUCUAUGGAGGAAGCAAUUUCUAGAGCUCCACACAUUGCCAUUUUUUCUGCAGGAGGAGAUACCUCAAGAGCUUUUGCCCAACAAUUUGCUGAGGUUGGAACUACUGUGAUUGAUAAUUCUUCAGCUUUUAGGAUGGACGAGGACAAAAAAUUAAUCGUACCUGAAAUCAAUGCCAAUGAAUUAACCAAAGAAGAUAAGAUUAUAGCUAACCCCAAUUGUUCAACGAUUCAAAUGGUAUUGGCUUUAUCGGAAGUGCAUAAAAAGUAUGGGCUAGAAAGAUUAGUUAUUUCUACUUAUCAGUCUAUCACUGGAACUGGAGUCAAAGCUGUGAAGCAAAUGGAAAAUGAGCGGAGGGAGUUGAAAGGUGAAAUGGCUUAUCCUUACCCAAUUGACAAAAACUGUUUACCUCAUGGAGGAGACUUUCAAGAAGAUGGAUACACGACUGAAGAGAUUAAGUUAGUGAAUGAAACCCAUAAAAUAUUUAACGACAGUACUGUUCGAAUUACAGCAACAGUAGUCCGAGUGCCAGUUGUGGGAGGACAUUCCGAAUCUGUUAAUGUGGAGUGUAGAAAGCCAUUUGAGAUUUCAGAAGUAAGAAAGGUUAUUGCUGAUACACCUGGCGUUGUGUUGAAAGACAAUCCUGAGUUAAAUGUGUAUCCUAUGCCGAAAUAUGCAGAGGGUAAAAACGAAGUUUUUGUAGGAAGAAUAAGAAGAGAUUUUUCAGUGCAAAACGGACUUAAUAUGUGGAUUGUAGCUGACAAUUUAAGAAAAGGUGCUGCAACUAAUGCAGUGCAAAUUGCUGAGUAUUUAGUAGCUAAUCAGCUGACAAGGGGUUCUAUCAGUGAAGUGAAAAAGGUGCCUGUAGAAAAAGAGAUCAUAGUAAUGGAAAUGUUAGCCACUUUGAUACCUCCAAAGAAACACAGCCAGUGUAGUCCUACUAUGGCUCCAACACCUGCCAAUUGA
Molecule: messenger RNA, 1122 nt
Organism: Penaeus vannamei (Pacific white shrimp)
Lineage: Eukaryota; Metazoa; Arthropoda; Malacostraca; Decapoda; Penaeidae
Source: RefSeq, a predicted model, not a curated record